AUGUCCGACCCAGACAUUCAUCCAAAUAUAUACAGCGAACUGCGAAAUAUUUGCAAACACCACAUUGAUUCAUAUAUUGCGUUGUAUCAGCUGAAAAUGGAAAAGGAAGAAGAUUUAAACUCAAUUUACAGACUGAUCAAAACAGAAUUGAUUGAUUCAAAUAAAUAUCCUCCCCAAAUAAUUAUGCGAGACAUUUUAAAUAUCAUUCCGUAUAAUAAUCGCUAUGCAAAGUCAUAUUUAUCUCUUGCCAAACUCAUAUCUGAUGAUUACCAUGUCACAGAGGUCAGAAAUGUUGAACAACCUAUUUCAAACUUCUUGUUUUACAAAGAAUAUGGAAUUAAAUUAGACAAAUCAUAUGAUUUUGAAAAAUUUAACUUGGAAAAUCUGGAUAUUCAUAUAGAAGAUACAAUUUACAGAGCAAUUAUGUAUAAUGACUUAGAAAGAUUCAUCACAUUCACAGAAAGAGAAUAUUUUGAUAAAGAUCAAAUACUUAAAUGCGAUUUAUAUCCAUAUUCUUAUUAUGGAUAUUCAUUACUUGAAUUAUGUUGUUACCAUGGAGCAGUAGAUUGUUUCAAGUUAUUAAGAACGAAAUUUAACUCAGAAAUAACUGGAAAUUGUCUAGAAUUUUCAUUUUUAAGAGGAAAUCCGGAUAUCAUGAGCGAAUGUUUGAAAUAUCAAAAACCAGAUGAAUAUUGCAUGAAGUAUGCAAUUAUUUCACACAAUAUUGAUUUUGUUACAUUCUUGAUGAAUGAAUAUAAUAUAAGGAUCAAAUUGGAUUAUUGUGUACAGUUUAAUAAUCUCGAAUCAUUUUUAGUAUAUUUAGACCAAACUAAUGAUAUAAACAAAUGCUUUGCAAAUUUAGCAAUGUUUAAUAUUCCAUCUCUUUGUGAAUAUUUCCUAUCAAAUGGUGCAAAUGUCAAUGAAAAAGGUGAAUAUGGACAAACCGCUCUUCAUUAUGCAGCAUGUUAUAACAAUAAAGAAACUGCUGAACUUCUUAUAUCACAUGGUGCAAAUAUCAAUGAAAAAGAUAAGUAUGGAACAACAGCUCUUCAUUUUGCUGCAAAAUAUAAUAGUAAAGAAACAGCCGAACUUCUUAUAUCACAAGGUGAAAAUAUCAAUGAAAAAAAUAAUUAUGGAACAAUAGCUCUUCAUUUUGCUGCAGAAAAAAAUAGUAAAGAAAUAGCCGAACUUCUUAUUUUACAUGGAAUAAAUAUCAAUGAAAAAAAUGAUUUAAGAGAAACCACUCUUCAUUAUGCUGCAGAAAAAAAUAGUAAAGAAACAGCCGAACUUCUUAUUUUACAUGGAAUAAAUAUCAAUGAAAAAGAUCAUAGGAAAAGAACCGCUCUUCAUUACGCGGCAGAACAUAAAUUUAAAGAAACAGCCGAACUUCUUAUUUCACAUGGUAUAAAUAUCGAUGAAAAAGAUAAUGAUGGAAAAACCGCUCUUCAUAUUGCAGCACGUUAUAAUCUUAAAGAAAUAGCCGAACUUCUUAUAUCACAUGGAAUAAAUAUCAAUGAAAAAGAUAUAUUUGGAUUAACCGCUCUUCAAAUUGCAGCACGUUAUAACUAUAAAGAAAUAGCCGAACUUCUUAUUUCACAAUUAAUGUGA
Molecule: messenger RNA, 1608 nt
Organism: Trichomonas vaginalis G3
Lineage: Eukaryota; Parabasalia; Trichomonadida; Trichomonadidae
Product: ankyrin repeat and SOCS box-containing protein 4 family
Exons: 1
Coding region: 1-1608 (535 amino acids)
Molecular function (GO): protein binding
Source: RefSeq, a predicted model, not a curated record